AUGGAUGUGUGCCGGCAGAUCCUUCAGGUGCAUGGCGCAGGCGACGGCCUAGUUGCUGCCUUCUCCGCCCAUGACGGCACCGCUGCACGCCAGUACAAGGUCGAGGACGCCCUGGCAUUGUCUACACUGCACUUGACAAAGUUGAUGAAGGACGUUUUCCGGCACUCAUCAGCCGGACGGCUGGGCAUAACCGGUCUCCGGGAUGUCUCGCGACUCUUGCAAGGCGUGGCGCGCGCCGGCCCGGAGCGCUUUACCGAGAAGCUCCAGCUAGCCAAGCUUUGGGCGCACGAGGCGCUUCGUACCUUCGAAGAUCGCAUCACCGCGGAUGCAGGCCGUCGUAGAUUUCGUGAAGUGCUCUCCCAGCAGCUGGAGACAUACUUUGGCGUCGAGCCUGCUCUGGAAGGCCUGUGCUUCCUCUUCGACCCAAGCUCCGGGGGCUACGUGGACACAGAUUGCCAGGAGACCGGCCCACAAAAGCGAGUCAAGGAGAUUCUGCAUGAGUUCAAUGAGAAGAACUCCGAGAAGGGCACUUGCACGUCGCUGCACCUCUUCGCCGGCCUCAUGCAGCAUGCCCUGCGCGUGGCGCGUGUUCUCCUGAUGCCAUCUGGCCACAUGCUCUGCAUUGGCCCUGCAAACUCUGGGCGCAGGACUGCUUGCAUCGUCGGAGCCCAACUGGCCGGCGCGGAAGCCACCGACAUCGUCAAGACUAUGGCGCUGAGGCAGGUGGCUGAGAUCAAUGAAGAAUUCUUUGCCAUUCUUCGAAAUGCCAUGACUCGUGCAGCGACUUUGCGAGAGCGCCAGCUCUUGAUACUUCAGUUGGCCAAGGGCCCCUCCGCGUGGGAGGCGCUGUUCGAGCGAUUUCUGGACACCUUUCACACCAUCGUCCGCCAUGGAGAUGUGCAGGGAGCGUGGACCUCGGAACAGCAGGAAGCAGCCUUGAAAGCCUUUGUCAAUGACGCGGACUUCCUCGAGGAGGCUGAGGAGCUCGGUCGCUGGCGCGCCUUCGUCCAGCACGCGCGCAAGAGCCUCCACACGGCGCUCCUGGCACAUGACACUGACUGGGCCGUGGCACGCCCAGGGUAUCUGACCUGCGUUCACGUCGACUGCUACGCGCCGCCAGUCGAGGAGGCAUUGAUUUCGAUCGCCUCCAUGAUGACAGGCAUUGACCGCGACGUGUCGCACAAGGACUCGAACUUCAGCACCCUCCAGGUGGCGGAGGCAGUCUCCUCCUCCAAGGAGCAGUGCAGCUUCGUACAUGCGAACGAGCCCUUCUGCAUGAACAUCUGCGCGGCUUUGGACGGCCUUCCCGGCAUCUACGAACUGGCACCCAAGGUGACGACCGGUCAUCUUCCUGCCCUGGGCGACUUCAUGGACCUGGUAAGCCCGCCGACGUUGAUCGCAUCAAAGGAAAUGAGAGCCUCUCCCGAGGCUGCGAUUGCCAAGCAUCGCGCCCGCCGCGAGCGCCUGCUACGCACAAGCGAGUCGCUUCUUCAGGUGGUCCACGUCGUUGACGAGUUCCUAGGCCCUGUCAAGGAAUGGCUGGACAAGCGGCGGCUGCUCAGGGAUGAGGUUGCGAAGGUCUCGGCGCAGAUUACCGAGGCACAGGCUGAGGUGAGUCGAAAGCAGCUGGAGGUCGACCAGGACACGGAAUCGGUGGAUGUUUCCCAGCGACGGCUUCGCCAUGCUGUGAAGGAAGUGGGUGAAAUAUCUAUGGAGAUUGAUGAUGCAACCGUCUCCUACCAGCUAGCCUUGGAGCCUCGGAGAUAG
Molecule: messenger RNA, 1767 nt
Organism: Symbiodinium natans
Lineage: Eukaryota; Dinophyceae; Suessiales; Symbiodiniaceae
Source: the annotation of a GenBank genome assembly